Molecule: messenger RNA, 922 nt
Organism: Lethenteron reissneri (Far Eastern brook lamprey)
Lineage: Eukaryota; Metazoa; Chordata; Hyperoartia; Petromyzontiformes; Petromyzontidae
Gene: C30H11orf98
Product: chromosome 30 C11orf98 homolog
Source: RefSeq, a predicted model, not a curated record
CGCAAGGCGGAAGUAGACGUGGGAACGAGGCAGGAAGCGGUUGUGACGUCACCACACGUGCUCUCCCCCUCACACGAGGGACGCAGCAGCAGCGAGCAUGGGCCCCGGAGGCCACAUCAACAGGCCUCGCAUGGAAGUGAGGAAGAGCGUCGUCAGGCUGCGGCGAACUCUCAAAAGGGAUCGACUGUUCAACAAGAAAGCCCGCGCCGCGGCGGUCGCACUCACGCAGCCUGCCCGGUACGGCGGCGUGCGCAGUGACGCCGCAGCGCCACUGCCGCGGUGGACAGCGACGCGGCCUCCCAAGGAAACGCCUGUUUCUGGCAAAAGACGAAGAAAGCAGCUGAAGAGGCUGCGUCACAUUCAGAGGGAGCAGAACACCAUGCAGGUGGAGACAGAGCCCCAGCCAUCGCUACUUGGUGAACAGCUGUCGGAGAAGAGCGCCACCUCCUCGCGGCGCAAGAGGAAGCAGAAACAGCAGCAGCCAGCUGAUGUGGAGAUGACAGAAAACACAGCUGUUGUAGUUUAGUCAAUUCAUUGUUAAUAAAUAAAUGAAAUAUAUAAUAAUCUCGCUUUUGUAUUUCUUUAAAGAGAAACCUGUAUCAAAAGACGAAUAUUUGUGUAUGAAGAUGAGGCUUGUAUACAACCAACUCCUAACAAGGAUGCAAGGGAAGCAGGGGGAGGAGGCAAUGGGGGUGGUUUUCUCCCCUCAGGAGACCCAGAAUAGCGGUGUUUGUUAUUGAUGACAGAAAAUACAUUGAAUGAUUUUAAUUUUGUUGGACCCUAAAAAAGCCCCUCGGGAAGUUUCUAGAUCAGCAAGGACAUGAGUGCAACCCCAUGCCGCCUCUGCUCCCCUGUAAACAAUUACAACUUCUUUCGCACCGUACGUAAUUGGGGGAUUUUAUUAAACCACUUUUGAUCUGCA